AUGUGGAUGGACACGCUACAUGCCGUGCGCUUUUGUGACUACCAGACUCCUCCGGACGUCUCGGAACACGAGUUCAUGCACAAAGCGCUGCAGGCGGGCUUUGACUUGACACAGAUUUGGCCUGUGGGAAAGGAUGAAACAGGUGAGGAUCACUGGAUCCAACACCAAUUCCACGUCAUUGACCGCGACGCUGCUGUGCAGCUGCAACAGCUGCGGGCCUCGGAGCACGCCCUGGAUCUCAUGGCCUGGGAUAGUCCUGUGGAUCAAGUGUACACUAUUGUUUUUUUGGGUGUGAACGGCGUGGGCAAGUCCACGAACCUCGCCAAAGUUGCGUAUUAUUUGAAGCACAAAGGUGGGCUGAACGUCCUCAUUUGUGCUUGCGACACUUUCCGUGCGGGUGCAGUGGAACAGCUGAAGACGCACUCCAG
Symbiodinium sp. CCMP2592 is the source of this 428-nucleotide messenger RNA. The record is from the annotation of a GenBank genome assembly. Lineage: Eukaryota; Dinophyceae; Suessiales; Symbiodiniaceae.